CAUGCGUUGCCUACCACCACCUUCCAUUCCAUCCACGGCUGCUUUGAUAGCCCCCGAAACCUCAGAAUACUCCCGGUCCCGGCCCGGUGUCAAACACUCGGCACACGCCUGCCUGCCAUCCGCCGCUCCUUCGGCACAGUCGCGCUCGCGCAGAUGUAAAACGUGCCAACCCUGCGUCAAAGAUCCACCCAGAUGCAGGAACUGAACUAGGCGGGUCUGGGAUCGGCAAGAAAGAGAGAGGGGCAAGCAAGUAUUUCGCCCAACUCACGAGUCACGACGUGGGAUGAUUCGCUCCACAGCAGACAGACCGGCGGCAGAAGUGGUGCCGUUUCCCCAAAUCUGUGCCUCUGCGUGCGUGCUUCGCGAGGAGCGAUGGAGACGCGGCAGCUGCUCCUCGUGUUCUGCCUCCUCGGCGCCGGCAUGGCCGUCGUCGUGGACGCGCAGGCGCAGUCGGCGCCGGCGCCGCCGCCUCGGCAGACGCCUUCUGCGCCGCCGCAACAGACGCAGUUCGGCCGCACCAUGUCGACCUUCAUCACGGUGGCCAUCAGCGUCUUCUUCUUCUUGCUCUUCGUCUGCGCGUACAUCAACCAGUGCCGCCUAGCGGACCCCGGGGCGGCGGCGGCGGCAGCGGCAGCGGCAGCGGCAGCCGGCGGCGGGGGCGGGGGCCCGUCCAGGAGGGGGAAGCGCGGGCUGGACCCCGCGGUCGUCGCCACGUUCCCGAUUGUGUCGUACAGGGAGGUCGUGGAGCACAAGAUCGGCAAGGGCGUGCUGGAGUGCGCGGUGUGCCUGACGGCGUUCGAGGACGACGACGACCUCCGCCUGCUGCCGCACUGCUCCCACGCGUUCCACCCGGAGUGCAUCGACCCCUGGCUGCAGUCGCGGGUCACGUGCCCGCUCUGCCGCGCGAACCUCGAGAAGCCGGCGCCGGCGCCGGCGGUGGCGCCCCCGUCGCCUUCGCCGCGGCUAGCGCCGCGCCAGCCUUCGCCGCCGCCGGAGGCCGUGGCGAUACCGGUGUCGGACGACGGAUCGGAGGGGGGCAGCAGCAGCUGCGAGGACGACAGGAAGGAGGAGGCCGUCGAGCUGGAGACGCUGCGCAGCGCGCGGCGCGCCGCCAGGAUGCCGCGGUCGCACUCGACGGGGCACUCGCUGUUCGCGGCGGCGGCGGCCGCCGCCGCCGCGGAGGAAGGCGACCACGAGAGGUUCACGCUGCGGCUGCCGGAGCACGUGCGGGAGCAGGUGCUCCGGUCUCGCCGCCUGCGCCACGCCACCAGCCUGCUCAACCUCUCGGACAUGAGUUCCGAGGGGAGCUCCCGAGGCGGAAGGGGCGUAGCAGGAGCAGGAAGCUUUGGCAACGGCGGGGGGAGCAGCCACGGCGGGCGCCGGUGGCAAUCGUUCCUGGCCAGGACGGUCUCCUGGGCGCGAGGCGGCGGCGACGGCUCGGUGCGGAGAGGCUGGGACGGGUCCACGAGGAGGGGGAGGGACGGCGGUGAGUCAAGCUGGAAGGGCGUGGCGUCGCCGCCGCCGACGGGCCGGCCGUGAUCGAGGCCGCGGCUGGAACUGGCAUGCUGCGGCCCCGUAAAGUUUGACGAGCUGUGCCUUUUCUUUUCUUUUUUCUUUUGCUGUAUUUGUUUAUUGUUAGGAGCAUUUCGUGAUAUAUAGCUGCCAGAUUUUCGCGACACUUUAUUUAUCUAUCUAGCUUUUAUUCUAGUACCUUUCUGCAAAGAUUGAUUCGUCUGGUCCGUAGAUUUUGAUUUUGUGGGAUUGAUGAUUACUGACGAUAAGAGAAGAACUCACUUUGGUCUC
Zea mays is the source of this 1803-nucleotide messenger RNA. RefSeq names its product E3 ubiquitin-protein ligase ATL6. The record is from RefSeq and is a predicted model, not a curated record. NCBI's taxonomy places the organism in Eukaryota, Viridiplantae, Streptophyta, Magnoliopsida, Poales, Poaceae. Bases 373 to 1539 code for a protein of 388 amino acids. The transcript has 2 exons.